UCGACGUUAUCUUUAUUGCGUAACUUUAUAUGGUCGAAAGGUUCCGAUCCUUCUUCUCAGAUAUAAAAGCGGUGCUCUUCCCUUCACUUAUCUACUCUGUUUCCUCUUAUCUCCCUUAGUAAAUCCUACUAUUCAUUUUGGCUCCCUCGAUGGAACGACAAACGGGAAAGAAGGUGUGCGUAAUGGAUGCUUCGAGCAGGAUCGGCGCCGGGCUCGUUGAUCGACUGCUUCGCCGGGGUUACACCAUUCACGCGGCGGUGUUCGGCCGAGGGGAUGGGUGGAAGGAGGGGAGCUGGAGCGAGAGCGAGAUGGUUAGGGUUUUCAGGUCGGACCCUUUGGAUUACCACAGCAUUGCGGAUGCGGUAAGGGGAUGCUCCGGCGUCUUCUACACGUUCGACGGUGUCUCCUAUGAUGAGUUCAUGGUGGAGGUAGAGGUGAGAGCUGCACAUAAUGUAUUAGAAGCUUGUGCGCAGGCUGAAACUGUAGAGAGGGUUGUGUUCACUUCUUCGGUGACAGCUAUCAUAUGGAAGGAGAACCGAAAAUUAGCUGAGGAUGUUGAUGAGAGAGAUUGGAGUGAGCCGAGUUUUUGCAGAAAGUUUAAGCUAUGGCAUGCUCUUUCAAAGACUCUUUCCGAGAAGACGGCCUGGGCGCUAGCAAUGGAUCGUGGGGUUAACAUGGUGGUGGUGAACUCAGGUCUUCUUGUAGAAUCCGAACUCAGUCCAUCGAAUCCAUAUCUAAAGGGUGCGCCGGAGAUGUACGAGGAUGGAGUGUUAGUGACAGUUGAGCUCAAGCUACUAAUCGAUGCUCAUAUCUGCAUCUUCGAGAGCACUGAUGCCUUCGGACGAUAUAUGUGCUUCAAUCAUGCCAUAUGCCGCCCCGAAGAUGCCGUUAAACUUGCUCAAAUGCUUUCUCCGUCGACACCGAACCCUCCUCCCAGUGAUGAGUUGAGAGUGAUUCAGGAAAGAAUUCACAGCAAAAAGCUGAAUAAGCUGAUGUUGGAAUUUGGAGAUGGAUUGCGAGUAGAAGAAUAGAAAUAGGGGCGUGGAAAUCAGGAUGUAUUUUAUGUUGAAAAAUAUUUAUGGUGCUUUUCAAGUAUACAGCAUCAAUUUUUAGUAUCAUUGUAUUCUGGUAGUCUUAUAAUAAUAUAAUUGUAUUCAUUUUAAGUUUUUAAA
Molecule: messenger RNA, 1172 nt
Organism: Phalaenopsis equestris
Lineage: Eukaryota; Viridiplantae; Streptophyta; Magnoliopsida; Asparagales; Orchidaceae
Product: cinnamoyl-CoA reductase-like SNL6
Exons: 5
Coding region: 150-1031 (293 amino acids)
Biological process (GO): steroid biosynthetic process
Molecular function (GO): 3-beta-hydroxy-Delta5-steroid dehydrogenase (NAD+) activity
Source: RefSeq, a predicted model, not a curated record